UCCUCGCCGAGGCGCGAAGGGGUUGUCGGGAUGGGGGCCAGAGCCAACAUGGAGCCCUCAAUGGGAUAAGGGUGAAACUCCCGUGCCGGCUGCUCCUGUCUCCCGCCCAGUCAUGUUGGUGCACUUAUUUCGGGUCGGGAUUCGGGGAGGCCCUGUCCCAAGCAGACCGCUCCUCCCCCUCAGCUUCCAGACAUUCUCGGCUGUCAGGCACUCCGAUGGCCGCCACGGCUCCCACCCUCGGGCCGUGGCCCAGCUGCGGUGUCAGCUCCGGGCCCGCCUCCUCCGAGCGCCCCCAGCUCCCCGCCGAAGCCCCUCUGCCUGGCGCUGGGUCGGGGGAGCCCUGCUGGGCCCCGUGGUGCUGAGCAAGUGCCCCCGCCUCUGCCUGGUGGCGCUGUGUGAGGCAGAAGAGGCCCCUCCUGCCGACCCCCAGCCCUAUGUCACGGAGUCCCACUUUAACUGGAGGCUCUUCUGGCAGUUUCUGCGCCCCCACCUGCUGGUCCUGGGGGCAGCCAUCCUGCUGGCACUGGGUGCGGCUCUGGUGAACGUGCAGAUCCCCCUGCUCCUGGGCCAGCUGGUGGAGAUCGUGGCCAAGUACACGAGGGACCACGUGGGCAGCUUCCUGCAUGAGUCCCGGAGCCUCGGCACCCGCCUGCUCAUGCUCUACGGGCUCCAGGGCCUGCUGACCUUCGGGUACCUGGUGCUCCUGUCCCGCAUCGGCGAGCGCAUGGCCGUGGACAUGCGGAAGGCCCUCUUCGGCAACCUGCUCCAACAAGACAUUGCUUUCUUUGACGUGAAGAGGACGGGGCAGCUGGUGAGCCGGUUGACCGCCGACGUGCAGGAGUUCAAAUCGUCCUUCAAACUUGUCAUCUCUCAGGGGCUGCGGAGCUGCACCCAGGUGGCCGGCUGCCUGGUGUCCUUGUCCAUGCUGUCCCCACGCCUCACCCUGCUGCUGGCGGUGGCCACGCCCGCCCUGAUGGCAGUGGGCACCCUGAUGGGCUCAGCUCUCCGAAAACUGUCACGCCAGUGUCAGGAGCAGGUCGCCAGGGCGACAGGUGUAGCCGACGAAGCCCUGAGUAAUGUUCGGACUGUGAGAGCCUUCGCCAUGGAACAGCGGGAGGAGGAGCGCUACGGAGCAGAGCUGGAGGCGUCACGCCAGAAGGCAGAGACACUGGGCAGGGGCAUCGCCUUGUUCCAGGGGCUCUCCAACAUCGCCUUCAACUGCAUGGUGCUGGGCACCCUGUUCAUCGGGGGCUCCCUCGUGGCAGGCCAGCAGCUGAAGGGGGGAGACCUCAUGUCCUUCCUGGUGGCCUCCCAGACUGUGCAGAGGUCCAUGGCCAACCUCUCCGUCCUGUUCGGUCAGGUGGUUCGGGGGCUCAGCGCGGGCGCCCGGGUGUUCGAGUACAUGACCCUGAGCCCCUGCAUCCCGCUGUCCGGGGGCUGCUGCCUGCCCAGGGAGCAGCUGCGCGGCUCCAUCGAGUUCCGCAACGUCAGCUUCAGUUACCCUGGCCGCCCCGGCUUCCCGGUGCUCGAGGACUUCAACCUCACGCUGCCCCCCGGCAGGAUCGUGGCCCUCGUGGGCCAGUCGGGCGGAGGAAAGACCACCGUGGCUUCCCUGCUGGAGCGCUUCUAUGACCCCACGGCGGGCACGGUGACCCUGGACGGGCGGGACCUGCGCACCCUUGACCCCUCCUGGCUCCGGGGCCAGGUCAUCGGCUUCAUCAGCCAGGAGCCGGUGCUGUUCGGGACGACCAUCAUGGAGAACAUCCGCUUCGGGAAGCCGGGCGCCUCGGACGAGGAGGUGUACGCCGCUGCCCGGGAGGCCAACGCGCAUGCGUUCAUCUCCCGCUUCCCUGACGGCUACGACACCGUGGUCGGCGAGCGGGGCGCCACCCUGUCCGGCGGCCAGAAGCAGCGCCUGGCCAUCGCCCGCGCCCUCAUCAAGCAGCCCUCGGUGCUGAUCCUGGACGAGGCGACCAGCGCCCUGGACUCGGAGUCCGAGCGGGUCGUGCAGGAGGCCCUGGACCGCGCCAGCGCCGGCCGCACCGUGCUGGUCAUCGCCCACCGGCUCAGCACCGUGCGCGGGGCCCACCACAUCGUCGUCAUGGCCCACGGCCGUGUCUGCGAGGCGGGGACCCAUGACGAGCUCCUGAAGAAAGGCGGGCUCUACGCGGAGCUCAUCCAGAGACAGGCCCUGGCCACCCCGCCCCCCGAGGUGCCCAGGGGCCCUGGGUCCUGAGAGCACCGCCCAGCGCAGCGCCCAAGGCUGAGGACUGAUCCCCAGGGGACCAGCAUGCUGGCCGUAGGCUGCCCCCUGCACACAGUGAAACUCGGGACAGGCACCCGGCUGGGCACGGCCCGGGCCCUGCUCUGAGGAAACCACAGGCAGGGCCAGGGAGUGGGCAGAGGACUCACACCGUGCUCUGCCCUCGCCCGGGCCAGACCUCACCCGCCUAGGCUGACUCCCUGUGGCCCUUCGUCCCCACUGCCUCCCGGGGUCUGGGGAGGAGCCCCCCGCCCCCACUCCCCGGCCAACCCCUUGACACCACAGUCCUUAUUUCUAGGUUUCACCCCUCCCCCACUGUCCAAAUGGGACAGGGGCCUGACAAGCACUCGGGCAACAGAGGGGGCGGUCUUGGGUCAGCCUGGCCCGGCCUGUCACCUGGUGAGAUCGUGGACAGCCCACUCUACCUGAGGACACCAGCUCGGAAGGGCAGCCAGCACACCCAGAACUGCACAGCCAGGGGGACACGCAGUACCAGCUGCCCCCAACCACGAGGGCGACGGUGACGCUGAGCCCUUGGGCCGGCAGAUGCGAACCUGGCUGGGGAGGGGCAGCCACCGCCACACCGGGCGAAGACGGGACCGGAGCCCCGCCUC
Molecule: messenger RNA, 2877 nt
Organism: Phyllostomus discolor (pale spear-nosed bat)
Lineage: Eukaryota; Metazoa; Chordata; Mammalia; Chiroptera; Phyllostomidae
Gene: ABCB8
Product: ATP binding cassette subfamily B member 8
Biological process (GO): transmembrane transport
Cellular component (GO): membrane
Molecular function (GO): ABC-type transporter activity; ATP binding; ATP hydrolysis activity
Source: RefSeq, a predicted model, not a curated record